This is a messenger RNA of Pecten maximus, 2686 nucleotides long. RefSeq names its product sulfotransferase 1E1-like. Gene Ontology annotation, cellular component: cytoplasm. The transcript is spliced from 6 exons. Gene Ontology annotation, molecular function: sulfotransferase activity. Gene Ontology annotation, biological process: sulfation. The record is from RefSeq and is a predicted model, not a curated record. Bases 115 to 1038 code for a protein of 307 amino acids. NCBI's taxonomy places the organism in Eukaryota, Metazoa, Mollusca, Bivalvia, Pectinida, Pectinidae.
AACCGUGUGUAAUAGUGAAAACAAACAAGUUCCGGAUACCUUGUUCCGGACAGGACUCUUCGUAACAGUGUGAACUGAACAUACAAGAAGAGAAACAGACUGUGGUGACAAAAGAUGUCUUACAAACCUGUGACCUUCCAUGGUAAAAAUGGUGGUCAAAUUUCACUGGCUGAAAUUAAUGGUUUGUACUUGCCUGUCACUGGGUCUGAGGAAUCCCUGACCAAGCAUCUUGACCGACUGUCUAAUGGACAUUUGCAGGCUCGGGAUAGUGAUGUAGUCAUUUGUGCUUACCCUAAAUCUGGUCUGCAUUGGAUCUGGGAAGUGGUGACCAUGCUAGAGAGAUCUACACCAUCACCUUCAAACGACUUCAUGGAACAACAUUCCUUUGAGUUUUCAUCAAUCAAGCACCUAAGCUCUUUGCAGUCUCCACGUGUAUUUGUAACCCACCUUACAUUUGACAAUUUACCUCAAUCGUUUCGUGACAGACGCUGUAAAAUUGUCUAUAUCUGUCGUGACCCACGCCCUGUUGCUGUGUCCUUUUUCCACUAUGUCCGUCAGAUGAAGGUCAGGGGAACAACUGAUCGUUCUGUGCUCUCUGCAGCCUGGCCAGACUUCCUACAAUUCUUUAAAGAGGGCAAAGUGCCGUUUGGCAGCUGGCUGUCCCAUACAAAAGCUUGGGAUAAGGUGAUCACUGACCGCCCUGGCUACCCAAUACAUGUUGUCAACUUUGAGGACACCAAACAGGAUUCAAUGAAAGAAAUAAUGAAGCUGAACUCAUUCCUCCGGACAAGUGUUUCUAUGACGAUAUGCGCAGAAAUAGCUAACAACACAAAGAUAGAAAAACUUAGGAAACUGAAGGCCACCGUCAGUGAUAACACAAUGAAACAAUACUUUAAGGAAAGCAAGUACCCUAUGUAUCGUAAAGGAGUAACAGAUGACUGGAAGAACUUAUUCACAGUGAAACAAAAUGAGGACAUUAUCCACGGAAACAUGGGACAACUAAGGACCUCUAACAUCAAACUCACCAGUAUGUUGUGAGAUCUCUAGGACUGUGAGAUGUCUAGGACUGUGACAUCAAACUCACCAGUAUGUUGUGAGAUGUCUAGGACUGUGACAUCAAACUCACCAGUAUGUUGUGAGAUGUCUAGGACUGUAACAUCAAACUGACCAGUAUGUUGUGAGAUGUCUAGGAAUGUGACAUCAGACUCACCAGUAUGUUGUGAGAUCUCUAGGACUGUGAGAUGUCUAGGACUGUGACAUCAAACUCACCAGUAUGUUGUGAGAUGUCUAGGACUGUGACAUCAAACUCACCAGUAUGUUGUGAGAUGUCUAGGACUGUGACAUCAGACUCACCAGUAUGUUGUGAGAUGUCUAGGACUGUGACAUCAAACUCACCAGUAUGUUGUGAGAUGUCUAAGACUGUGACAUCAAACUCACCAGUAUGUUGUGAGAUCUCUAGGACUGUGACAUCAAACUCACCAGUAUGUUGUGAGAUAUCUAGGACUGUGACAUCAAACUCACCAGUAUGUUGUGAGAUGUCUAGGACUGUGACAUCAAACUCACCAGUAUGUUGUGAGAUAUCUAGGACUGUGACAUCAAACUCACCAGUAUGUUGUGAGAUGUCUAGGACUGUGACAUCAAACUCACCAGUAUGUUGUGAGAUCUCUAGGAAUGUGACAUCAGACUCACCAGUAUGUUGUGAGAUAUCUAGGACUGUGACAUCAAACUCACCAGUAUGUUGUGAGAUGUCUAGGACUGUGACAUCAAACUCACCAGUAUGUUGUGAGAUGUCUAGGACUGUGACAUCAGACUCACCAGUAUGUUGUGAGAUGUCUAGGACUGUGACAUCAAACUCACCAGUAUGUUGUGAGAUCUCUAGGACUGUGACAUCAAACUCACCAGUAUGUUGUGAGAUGUCUAGGACUGUGACAUCAAACUCACUAGUACGUUGUGAGAUGUCUAGGACUGUGACAUCAGACUCACCAGUAUGUUGUGAGAUGUCUAGGACUGUGACAUCAAACUCACCAGUAUGUUGUGAGAUCUCUAGGACUGUGACAUCAAACUCACCAGUAUGUUGUGAGAUGUCUAGGACUGUGACAUCAAACUCACCAGUAUGUUGUGAGAUGUCUAGGACUGUGACAUCAAACUCACUAGUACGUUGUGAGAUGUCUAGGACUGUGACAUCAAACUCACCAGUAUGUUGUGAGAUGUCUAGGACUGUGACAUCAAACUCACCAGUAUGUUGUGAGAUGUCUAGGACUGUGACAUCAAACUCACCAGUAUGUUGUGAGAUCUCUAGGACUGUGACAUCAAACUCACCAGUAUGUUGUGAGAUGUCUAAGACUGUGACAUCAAACUCACCAGUAUGUUGUGAGAUGUCUAGGAAUGUGACAUCAGACUCACCAGUAUGUUGUGAGAUGUCUAGGACUGUAACAUCAGACUCACCAGUAUGUUGUGAGAUGUCUAGGACUGUAACAUCAAACUCACCAGUAUGUUGUGAGAUAUCUAGGAAUGUGACAUCAGACUCACCAGUAUGUAAGGAGACUAUGGUCAAAUAUAGACCUUGCACUUCAACUAGAACAGUAAAUAAAUAACAACAACUUUACAUGAUUUUACAACUUAGAAUUUAAUGUAUAGUUAAGGUCAUUUGAUAUGCAGUGUUUUCAUUAUAUAUGUAUAUAUUGAA